Metarhizium brunneum ARSEF 3297 is the source of this 1353-nucleotide messenger RNA. RefSeq lists its product as uncharacterized. NCBI's taxonomy places the organism in Eukaryota, Fungi, Ascomycota, Sordariomycetes, Hypocreales, Clavicipitaceae. The record is from RefSeq and is a predicted model, not a curated record. Gene Ontology annotation, molecular function: pyridoxal phosphate binding; catalytic activity; molybdenum ion binding.
AUGCUCUACCUUUCCAGGAUAACGAGUCUAUUCGACUACGGCGCCAUUUUCCUCAUGGUUGUCACCAUCAUCGUCUUCCUGGUUCCAAUUCUUAUCCUAUUCCCGCCGGUGCCUGUCGACCAUAGUGAUGCGUUACGGCAGACACACAGCAAACUUGGCCGCCCGCAGCGUGAGAGCCACUUGCGUUCGCAAUAUGAUGCCAGACAUAAGCCGCAGGCGGGAAAGACACCGAAAAUCGAGAGUCUGUACAUUUACCCCAUCAAAUCGUGUAGAGGAAUAGAGUUGGACAGGGCCAAGGUCUUACCCACCGGCCUGGAGCACGACCGCCUCUACACGUUUGCUCAGUUGAAGCCCAAGUCUACACCCGCCGUUACAGAACCAGGUGCACAGACGGACUCGAGCAGCGCGUGGGAAUUCUUGACACUGAGGCAGCUGCCGCUCUUGGCCAACGUCAAAGUUGAUAUAUGGCUACCGGAUGCGGGCAAGAAGAGCAGACUUCUGGGCAGCCUGCAAGGCGGGUUUGUUGCUGUCCGUUUUCCCUGGCAGGAAAGGGGCUUCCUGGGCUUGGUACAACUUCUUGUUGCCAAGCUUAGUCGGGGUUGGAGCGCGGUUCCGGAGAAGGAAUUCAUACUGCCAUUGGAAUUCCCAUCCAAGCAGGAAAUUGAUGCAAGAGGCUAUAAGUUUGCAAAUAUCAAGGUGUGGGUGGACGCUCCCUAUGCACUUGACAUGUCCAACGAGCUGCCGGCCGAACUUGCCACGUAUCUUGGGGUCAAGCACUCGCUGGGUAUCUUCCGAUCCGACCCAUCUGCUCGCAGAAAAGUAUUCCGAACUGCUCCGCGAAACGAGAUGUCAGGUCAUGAAGCGGAGAUAGAUUUUCACGAUGCAUUCCCGGUACAUCUGCUCAAUCUGACAAGUAUUCGAGCGCUAGAGUCAAAGAUUCAGAAGGACAGAUUCAUUGAUCGCAUUGACGUUCGACGGUUCCGGGGCAAUAUAAUCGUUUCUGGCUUAAAGGAAUAUGAUGAAGAUGACUGGAAAUCGGUCAAGUUCAAACAUCCCGGCAGAAGCGAAACAAUGAGCAGGUUUGAUGUCUCAUGUAGAACUGUGAGAUGCAAGCUACCGAAUGUCGACCCUGCCACGGGUAUUCGGCACAUUGUGGAACCAGAUCGUGCCCUCCGCAAGUAUCGGGAUAUUGAUGCCGGUGCUCCUAAGAUGGGCUGUCUUGGCAUGCAACUCUUGCCUACAUUUCCAACAAGCAGCAAUCUAGAACGAUUGGAGUCUGUGCUGGAAGUCGGUAUGGAGGUUGACGUUCUCGAACGUGGAUCUCAUUUAUACGUCAAACAAAGCGCGCGGUGA